Penicillium nucicola is the source of this 1533-nucleotide messenger RNA. RefSeq names its product cytochrome P450. Gene Ontology annotation, molecular function: oxidoreductase activity, acting on paired donors, with incorporation or reduction of molecular oxygen; iron ion binding; heme binding. Bases 1 to 1533 code for a protein of 510 amino acids. Lineage: Eukaryota; Fungi; Ascomycota; Eurotiomycetes; Eurotiales; Aspergillaceae. The record is from RefSeq and is a predicted model, not a curated record. The transcript has 9 exons.
AUGUCAGUUCUUGAAAGCUGGAAUGUUGGCUCCGCGACAAAAUCUCAUCUCAACAACACAUUGCUCAGUCGACUAGCAGUCGCAUUUAUAGUGUACCAAGUGAUUGCAGGAUGGUACAGAUACUACCGCUCCUGGGUAAAUCUCCCCGUUGUGGGGGCCAAAGGACUCAUUUCAUCUCGAAAGGAGGGGUGGCGAUGGGCUGAAAAUGGGAUGAGAAUUCUCCAAGAGGGAUAUGAAAAGUAUGGAGACUCUGCUUUCCAGUUUCGAACUGCACGACGGUGGGAGGUCUGUCUCUGCGAUGAUGCAUUGGUCAAAGAGUAUAUGAGUCUCAAUGAUGACUAUAUGUCACUUGAUGCUUUCAAUGAGAGAAUGUUUGAAACUAGGUACACUGCUCCUGGAUUCGCGCAUUCGCUUCAUCAUAUUCCUGUCCCUGUUCUGUCCAAGGCACUCGCAUGGUCGCGGGUGCGAACAUCCGGGAAAGAUGACCUCUACUUUCAGGAGCUUGUCGAUGAAUUGCAAUUUGCCCUUGGCUCUGAAAUCCCAGUCACUUCAAAUAGAGAUUGGCAGGAACUCAACUGCCUUCAUCUCGGACUUGGUCUGAUGCUGCGGCUGAUAUCCAAGGUACUUGUCGGGGAUCCCUUAUGCAGAGAUCCCGUGGCUGUCAACCUGUUUGUCAAAUAUGGCUCAGCAGUGCCGGUGAGCGGCCCGAAGAUCGCAUGGUUGCCAACAUUCCUCAAGCCAUUGCUUGGGCCAUACUUCGCUGCGUCACGUAUGCAUACCCAGCUUAGCAAGCUCGUUGCGCAGCAGAUCAGGCAGGCGGAGGGGAAGACUAAAGAACCACAAAAUAUCGGUGACUGGAUGUGGAAGUGGGUAGAAGAGGAAGCUGCCGGAGUGUAUAAUGAGAUCCAUGUCGCUCAACUGGUGAUUGCAGCCCUCUUUGGCUCCGUUCAUUCGGCUGGAAUGGUUCUUGCCACAUGCCUCUUUGAAAUCACCCUUCGACCAGAGUACAUCGAGCCACUACAGGAGGAGGCGAAGCGGGCUGAGCGACAGUUUGGCGUCCUGGGAAGGGAGGCCAUUGAAUCCAUGACCAAACUCGACAGCUUCAUCAAAGAGUGCCAACGAUAUAGGCCACUUGCUCCGGCUUCCCUGGUUCGAGUAGCCACACAAGACUAUACUUUCAAGAACGGUCUUACCAUCCCCAAGGGGACGUCUGUUCUAACACCAAAUCUACCUAUGCUUCGAGAUGAGCAGUACUAUGAUCGUCCUCAUGAGUUUGAUGGCUUUCGGUUCCAUCGACUCGGUCAAGCAACCGGCCGGCCGGACUCAUUCAAGAUUGCAGGACUGAGUCCCAAAUCGCGGCAGUUUGGCGAUGGCAGACACACAUGUCCUGGGAAGCAGUUAGCCGCCGAUAUGCUUCGACUCAUUUUGGCCCAUAUUUUGCUGAACUUUGAUAUUGCUGGGCUUGACACAAAACUCUCCUCGACAUAUCCCACAAUUGACCAACGUUUCAUUUUCAUCAGAAAGCGAGGGUAA